Miniopterus natalensis is the source of this 1001-nucleotide messenger RNA. RefSeq names its product nucleoredoxin like 1 (gene NXNL1). NCBI's taxonomy places the organism in Eukaryota, Metazoa, Chordata, Mammalia, Chiroptera, Miniopteridae. The record is from RefSeq and is a predicted model, not a curated record. Gene Ontology annotation, biological process: photoreceptor cell maintenance. Gene Ontology annotation, cellular component: mitochondrion.
UAGCAUUUUAUUGGAACCCAGACACACAAAUUCAUUUCCAUAUUGUCUAGAGCUGCUUUGCAUGACAGUGGCAGAAUUUAAAGUUGCAACAGAGACUGUAUAUCACACAAAGCUAAAAAUAUUUAUUACCUGGACCUUUACAAAAAAGGUUUGUCAACCCCUGUGCUACAUUGGCUUCCUUGUGUUAAGGGACUCAAAGGAUUCAGUUUGGGGGAUGCUCAAGAAUGAGACAUGGGGCCUAGGCGGUGUGGCUCAGUUGGUUGGAAAGUUGUCCUGUGCAUCAGCCGCAGGUACCCCUUGAGAAGGGGCCCAAGGGAAGCUGCCUCCUGCCUUGGGAAGCUCUGCGGAAUCAGGUCAGAAUCAGGUCAUGGUUUAGGCAGAUUAGUGAGGUUCUAAAUUGACCUCCUAAAGAUUCCUAAUCCUGGGAUAGCAGCCAGCCAGCAGGCCCAGGGCCAUACAAAGUCCCUGCACCCUUUCUUCAGGCCUUAGCCAGGGCUGCCAUGGCCUCCCUAUUCUCUGGUAGAGUUCUGAUCCGAAACAACAGUGACCAGGACGAGUUGGAUACAGAGGUGGAGCUCAGCCGCAGGCUGGACAACCGACUGGUGUUGCUCUUCUUCGGCACUGGGUCAUGCCCCCAGUGCCAGGCCUUUGCACCGCUCCUCAGGGACUUCUUCAUUCAGCUUACAGAUGAGUUCUAUGUGCUGCGGGCGGCUCAACUGGCCUUGGUGUAUGUGUCUCAGGACAGCACAGAGGAGGAGCAGAACCUGUUCCUCAGGGACAUGCCCAAGAAGUGGCUCUUCCUGCCCUUCGAGGAUGACCUGAGGAGGGACCUCGGACGCCAGUUCUCGGUGGAGCGGCUGCCGGUCGUCGUGGUGCUCAAGCCGAGCGGGGACGUGCUCACGCCCGACGCGACCGACGAGAUCCGGCGCCUGGGCCCCGUUCCAGCCAGUUUUCCCUUUGUGGACCUCAGUAAACCCACCUGUGCAUUGGACCCUGCGUGA